AUGUGCUACUACUACCAAAUCAGCAAGUACAACUGCGGGCACGAGGAAGCGUCGGCGCAAGGCGAGCGCAGCGAGUUCUGCCUCUUCGAGCAGCGCAACGGGAUCUGCAGCCGCGAGCUCGGGAACUACCGACUGCUGGACAUCGUGGUCGACGACUGGUGCGGGCGGUGCCUCGCGACGCUGCGGCCCCUCCUCACCGAGUUCGCCAACGCCCAGGCGGCCUACGUCCCCAACGGGCCGCCGCCGCCGCCGGCGCCCGAGGCAAGGAUCACGCCGAGCGAGCGCGCGGAGCAGGGCGCGACAAGGUGGCACCUCAGGCAGGCGGCGCACGUCCCCGAGCGCGCGCCCCCGCAGAAGAGGCUGGGCCAGCUCAACUCGAUGGCGCACGCAAACCUGGAGAUCUUCCUGCAGAACGGCGCGGCGUACGCCGCCCGCACGUUCGCCUGGGUCAUCAGGUAUAUUGCGUCGCUGCCGUGGUGGCUCGACCGCAAGGGCCUGAUGGAUGAGCUCGAGCCGUGGUUCGCCGAGCUGCUGGACGAGGAGCACCAGAUUGUUCUGAGGGCCGCGCUGAGGUCGCUGGGGUGCGAGGGCGCGUUGGAUAAUGUUAUGGUGUGGAGACGGACGGCGUGA
Hypoxylon fragiforme is the source of this 630-nucleotide messenger RNA. RefSeq lists its product as uncharacterized. The coding region runs from base 1 to 630 and encodes 209 amino acids. Lineage: Eukaryota; Fungi; Ascomycota; Sordariomycetes; Xylariales; Hypoxylaceae. The record is from RefSeq and is a predicted model, not a curated record. The transcript has a single exon.